GGGAUUUCCUGCAGGAGAAAAACAGAUUCCAUCAUGUGAGAUUUACUUUCCCUUUGCUGAUUUCUUUUCUCUUCCUGCUGCCUUCCAGGACGGAGGUAAAAUGGGGUCGGUCCUCCUGGCAUGGAUGCUCGCUUCAGCUCUAUGCAUGUCGAGGGCCUACACACCAACGCAGGUGUUAGGAGUAGCGGGGAGCUCUGUUUUAUUCAAAGCAGCCCCCCCUCCCAAUUUUCACAUCCGGGAGUUCAUCUGGCGUUCCUUCACGCCUUCGGAAGAGUUGGUGGCCACCUCGUUCAAGGGAACCCCAGAGAUCCAGUACCGGUCCCGUUACUACGGAAGGACUCGGCUCCACAACUUCACCUUGGAGAUCGAUCCAGUGGAUUUAGAUGAUGCUGGGAUUUUCUCCGUUCUGCUGGUGGACACCACAGGACAAAUGAAACAACAAGCUUUUCAGCUGAAGGUUUACGAUACGAUUUCGACCCCAGUCAUCCGGCUGUUCACCGAAGAAAAAGACAUAAAUGGCUCCUCCGAAUCUUGUCUACUGUUUUUGAGUUGCCAUGCAGCCAGUAGGACUAAUAUCACUUACGAGUGGGCAGGGCUGGGGGGUAAGACUGGCCCAAGACUGAAACAUUGGCACAUGGAGGAGGGCCAGCUGCUACGGAUCAAGCUAGAUCCCAAGGAAGCUUUCCAAGUGAGCUACACCUGUACGGCCUCCAAUGCCAUCAUCCACAAAUCAGCCACCGUCGAGCUCCGUGACUCCUGCCAACGAUCUUCAGAAGGUGAGAAGAAGACCGCACACACUCUCAGGGAGCUUCUCUUGAUCGUCAUCCCAGUGGUCUCCUUCUUCUUCUUGCUGGCAGUCCUUUCGUGUGUGUGCUACAAACAGCAUUCCGGGAAGAAAAUGUUCUACAAGGUUCCCGGAAAUGAGUCCAUCCAGCUUUAGCAGACAGGAAACGCAGAUCUUCCUUGGGUUACUCCGGCUGAGAAGGUGGAAGGUGUUUCGUGGGGGAAAAAAAUUGAGAAGUGGGAAGAAGUCGUGUUUGGUGGAAAGAGACUUCCCUUCUAACCCCCCAGAGAACUGAACAUUGUCCUCUGGGUCUCGAUACUACAACUCCCAGAGUUCCUCAGGCGCCACAGCAACCACCGAGAAUUCUGGGAGCCGAAGAUUGUCAUCUGGGUUUGGGUACUACAACUCCCAGAAUUCCUCAGGCGCCACAGCAACCACUGAGAAUUCUGGGAGCUGAAGAUUGUCAUCUGGGUCUGGGUACUACAACUCCCAGAGUUUCCCAGGCCCCACAGCAACCACCGAGAAUUCUGGGAGCUGAAGAUUGUCCUCUGGGUCUCGAUACUACAAUUCCCAGUUUCCCAGGCGCCACAGCAACCACCGAGAAUUCUGGGAGCUGAAGACUCUCAUCUGGGUCUGGGUACUACAACUCACAGAGUUUCCCAGGCACCACAGCAACCACCGAGAAUCUGGGAGCUGAAGAUUGUCCUCUGGGUCUCGAUACUACAAUUCCCAGAGUUCCUCAGGCACCCUCCACAGCAACCACUGAGAAUUCUGGGAGCCGAAGCCAAGGCAAGCACUUUUGAGAAUUUCUGAGGAACCAAAGAUUGUCUUUCAGGUCUGUGAAUGACAAUCAAUCAAAUCUUGAUUAUAGUCAUGGACAAAGCAUAUUGUGAACUACAACUCCCAAGUUUCCCCAACCAGCACAGCCGCUGCUGAGAAUUUUGGGAGCUGGAGACUGCCCUUCAAAUCUGUCAACAGGCCACGCGCAACCUUUUAAUUUCUGAGCCAAAACUCCAGCAGUCCCUAUUUUGUUUUAAUCAGCAAUAAGGCAAAUAAAUGCCUAUUUUUAAAAGGAAUAAAUAUGGAUCUCUCUCAUC
Messenger RNA from Pantherophis guttatus, 1881 nucleotides. It is a transcript of the gene SLAMF8, whose product is annotated as SLAM family member 8. Gene Ontology annotation, cellular component: membrane. NCBI's taxonomy places the organism in Eukaryota, Metazoa, Chordata, Lepidosauria, Squamata, Colubridae. The record is from RefSeq and is a predicted model, not a curated record.